AUGUCAUUCCUUCAAAACUUGAUAAUAGACGGUCUAGUCUCUGGUAUAAAAGCUGGCAUGAACGGCGUAAUCAAAAAAGCCCUUCAAGGCUAUGUUGGCUUUGCAAACCUGCCUAACCAAGUGCACCGAAAAUCAGUCAAGAAAGGCUUUCAUUUCACCGUCAUGAUUGUCGGUGAGUCUGGUCUUGGAAAAUCCACAUUGGUCAAUACUCUAUUUGGAACAACACUUUAUCCCAAAAAGGAUAAUGUUGAACCAACAGAUGAGACGCCAAAGACCGUUGAGAUCCAAAGUUUGAGUGCUGAAAUUGAAGAGAACGGAGUCAAACUAAGACUCACUGUCGUCGACACACCCGGAUUUGGUGAUUUUGUUAAUAACGAGGAGAGCUGGAAACCGAUCCUUGACAACAUUGAAGCACGCUUCGAUGCAUACCUCGAACAAGAAAACCGCGUGAACCGUCGUAAGAUGGUUGACAAUCGCGUCCACGCUUGCAUCUACUUCAUUGCACCCACUGGUCACUCUCUUAAACCUCUCGACGUUGAGUUCAUGCGCCGUCUUCACACAAAAGUUAAUCUUAUUCCCGUAAUCGCCAAGAGCGAUACUUUAACCGAAGACGAAAUCAAGCAAUUCAAACAGAGAAUUCUGGAUGACAUCAAGUUCCACAACAUUCAGAUCUACCAGGCACCGCAGUAUGAAUAUGAUGACCCAGAGACGAUAGCAGAGAACAAGGAAAUCAUCAACAAAAUCCCGUUUGCUAUUGUCGGCAGUGACAGAGAAGUAGAGAGAGAUGAUGGCAAGAAAGUCCGAGGCAGGAAAUAUCCAUGGGGUGUGAUCGAAGUUGAUAAUCCGGACCAUUGUGAUUUUGUCAAAUUAAGGCAGAUGCUUAUUCGCACCCAUAUGGAAGAACUAAAGGAAUACACAAGUGACGUUCUCUACGAAAACUAUCGUUCCGAGAAAUUAGAAAGCAUGGGUGUCCAACAAGAUCCAACAGUCUUUAAGGAAGUUAACCCACUUGCCAAGAUGGAAGAAGAGCGUCAACUUCACGAAGUGAAAUUACAAAAGAUGGAAAAUGAAAUGAAGUCAGUAUUCCAACAGAAAGUCGCAGAGAAAGAGUCGAAAUUGAAGCAAACUAAGAAGAAAGGAUUUUCGUUUAACAAGUAG
Molecule: messenger RNA, 1158 nt
Organism: Paraglomus occultum
Lineage: Eukaryota; Fungi; Glomeromycota; Glomeromycetes; Paraglomerales; Paraglomeraceae
Source: the annotation of a GenBank genome assembly